CCAAGUGACAACUGUCAACGAAUUGCCUUUUUUGUGUUGUGCACUAAAGUCAAAAUGUGCAUAAUGCCGCCGUUUCACAGCUGACGUUGAUUUUAAAACUUUAUUUUAUGAAUUAAACAUUAAAUAAACCGAGAUAAUGGAGGGUGGGGAAUCAUUUUUGUCGUGCGCUGUGACCAUUGAGUGGCUGACUCCUCAAGGUUCAAUCUCAAGAAAAGUUGCCUACAAAACAGCUUCACUUCGACUUAUUCGAAAUGAAUUUCGUGAAAUGUACAUGGAAGUAACAUCUGAGAAACAUGCAGCUAUUCGACUAGCAUUAAAGAGUAUAAAUGUUUUUAAAAAGUUUAUGGCCGAAGGUAAAGCUAGCGUCAAGUUUCAAGAGGCGGGUUGCACUUUAUUCCUAUCAAAUGCACCGCCAACUAAUCUGGUUUCGUUUUUACGAACCAUUUUCGUUAAGAUGACGGGUGAUAAAGAACAGUUGGCAAAUACAACUCCAUCGAAACAGACAAUAAGAGCUAAGUUACUGAGCGGUAAGACGCAAGCUUUUGAGGAGAUAAGUCCAGUAACUGUAUCUGAUGUGCGCAAUGCUAAGAAUAAGAUUACUGUUAAAUCUACUUUGACAACACCUUCUCCCCCAUCAAAGAAACGGAAAUGUGAAGACGCAGCAAGAGGACCAGCACCAAAGAAGCUUUAUUCUCCAUCACCAUUAGCUGCAACAAGUUCAUUAAAUCCAGAACAGCAGAGAGUGCUUGAGGCAUGUUUGGGUGGCAAAAAUAUAUUUUUCACAGGGUCAGCUGGGACAGGAAAGAGUUUCUUGCUGAAGAGGAUUGUUUCUGCACUAGCACCUGAUGUUACUGUUGCUACUGCAUCAACUGGAGUUGCUGCUUGUCAUAUUGGUGGAACUACUCUUCAUGCCUUUGCUGGAAUUGGUGAUGGCAGUGGAUCAAUAGAAAAUUUAUGUGAAAGAGCAAUGAAAAUUCCACUGAUCACACAAAAGUGGAGAAAAUGCAAACAUCUUAUAAUUGAUGAAAUAUCCAUGGUUGACGGUGCUUUCUUUGAGAAACUAGAAGCAGUGGCAAGAUAUGUUAGAAAAAAUGACAAACCAUUCGGAGGUAUUCAACUCAUUCUGUGUGGUGAUUUCUUACAACUGCCACCUGUUGUGGAUAAAAACAAAGCUACCAAAAGAUUCUGUUUCCAAUCUCCUUGCUGGGAUAAAUGUAUAGAACUUUGUUUUGAACUCAAAGAAGUGCACAGGCAGAAAGACAAAGAAUUUAUUUCAAUUCUCAAUAGUAUAAGAAUAGGGAGGGUUACAAAAGAAAUUAGUGAUCGCCUAGUGGGAACUUCAAGACAGAAAAUUGAAAGUGAUGGAAUACUUGCAACAAGGUUAUGUUCACACACAAAUGACUCCAAAAUGAUAAAUGAUUCAAAACUAAAUGAUUUGAAUGGUGAAGACAAAGUAUUUGUGUCUCAGGAUAGUGACAAUGCAACUAAACUUUUAGACAUGCAGACAAUAGCACCAUCAAAAUUAGUGUUAAAAGUUGGUGCUCAAGUGAUGUUAUUGAAAAAUAUAAAUGUCAAUGCUGGCUUGGUAAAUGGAGCUAGAGGAGUAGUAGUUAGGUUUGAGGAAGGACUUCCAGUGGUAAGAUUUAAAAAUAAAAAAGAAUACACAGCCAAGUCAGAGCGCUGGUAUGUCAAGAACUCAAAUGGUAGUUUAUUAUGUCGCCGACAAGUGCCUUUAAACUUGGCAUGGGCAUUUUCAAUACAUAAAUCACAAGGUUUGACAUUAGAUUGUGUUGAAAUGUCAUUGUCUAAAAUUUUUGAGGCUGGACAAGCUUAUGUUGCUCUCAGCAGGGCACAAAGUCUAGAUACUUUAAGAGUACUGGACUUCGACUCUCGACAUGUAUGGGCAGAUCCCAAUGUUUUAGAAUUUUAUCAGAAGUUUAGAAGACGGUUGCAGCAAAUGGAGAUUGUGCCACUUGGGAGACCUUUGACUGAUAGAACUAAUAAAAAAUUGAAAUUAAGAGAAAUUUUAGAAAAACAACUACGAAGGAAAUGAUAUUAAUAAUAUUUGAAAGGAAUAGUAAUUAAUUUAUGUAUUCAAUAAUUCAAUUAUGAUCUUCAUUUUAGACUGCAUUCUAAAUUAAGUUAUUAUAGUUAGCAAAUUUAAUUUUUACUUAGGUAACUAAUAAUGAAAAAAAAUCAUAACAUUAGCUCUAAGUUAUAAAGACUAGAUUUUAUUCUGGAAAUAGACAUAAUGUAUACUAAUAAUAUUCAGAAGAAAUAGACAUAAUAUUCAGAACUAAAACUAAAUAUUUUUUUAUGACUUGUAGUAAUUAGAAAGCAGCUUGUAAUAUUAAUAAUGAAACAGAAUUAAUAAAAUUAUUGUGUAAUUGGAAGCUAUAAACAACUGUUGCUUUUUUUUUAUUAUAUUUUAGUUCUUUUAUUUAUAGGACAGGUGUCUUAAACCCAUCUAGACCAGAUUAUGUGCUUAUUGUUGUAUACAAAAAAUUCUAUUGUGCACCCUAAUAUGCCAAAUACAACUAUUUCUAUAAAUAAGUGCAUGUGCAUUUGAUCUUAGACUUUGCCAGGAAUUAGAGAUAUUAGCCAUAUUCUUUAAGCUUUGUCUAAGACAGCUGUAGAUAUACAGAGUAUCAAUAUAUACAAAUACCUUCCUUCAAAUUUUUCUUACUAGAAAAAUUAAAUCGGGGAACAAAAUGUUUCUGUAAUUUAUUUUUAACUGUAUGGUAAAUUAUGUAUCCUUAAAAUUACUUAUAUUAUUUAAAUUCUUAAACAUAGAAUAUGUGUCUUAUAUUGAAUGUAAGGGGCCGUUCAAGUAUUACGUAACGCAAUUUGGAGGGGAGGGGAGUCUUGUAAAACGUUACGAUUCGUUACAGGCGCGGGAGGGGGGUUCGUACAACGCGUUAUGUUACAUUGUAUUUUUUAUUUCAAAACAAUAACAAAGGUAUUUUAGCGAUUUUCCGGUACUUUUUUGAGGGGUUGGAGAGGCGGAGGCGUACAGGAAAACUUUACGGCGCGUUACCUGGAAGGGAGGAAGUUUCAAAAAUCUUCAAAAAUUGAGUUACGUAAUACUUGAACGGCCCCUAAGCCAAGUCUCAUGACGUGCUUUAAUAAAGAAAAAAAUAUGGAAUGUAUGCAAAUGUAUUUAAUGAAUUUGUCUCUUACACAAAAAUAAUGCUAUUUUCCAGUUCACUCCAUAACAACCCUUAUAACCAACCUGAAGUUAGUCACAUAACAUUUCUUUCAAGUUCCAUGACACCCCUAAAUUUCUUAAAACAAUGAUGAGUGCUACAUUUUGUCAAAUUUGAGACUGCCCAUAAAGGUUGGUGUCAGAUUUACAUAAUACUUAUACUAUUAAAUUUUUACCUAGACUCAAUAGAUGUUAAUAUUUCAAUUUGCUCUUCAAGGGUUGCAUGUUUUUCUUGCAAGCAUUUAACAAUAUAUUUUAAUGACUCUAUAUUUUGCUCCUGCUCUUUGCGAACCAUCCUUGAUUCUUCCAUGCUUUUCUGAAGUAUUUCCACAUGUUUCUUAGUUUGUACUACUAAAUCCAUCAAGCGUGUGUUCAAAUGGUCUUGUUUUUUUAUCAUGAGCCACAGUUGUGCCUCAUUGGGUGCGUCAGCUUUACACUUCAACUCAUCAGUUACAAAGUUAUCCAAGUUGACUGGCUCCUUCAUUUUGCUUAAACUUUGUUUGAUAUUAUUGGUGAGGUCAGACUGUGGCAUUCUGUUUAAUAGUCUCUCAACUUUGGAUUUGCCUGGUUCAUUCUGAAAACAAGAUUGUUUAAUUUAAAUGUAUGAAUAAAUAAAUAGAUUUUUAAUUAUGCAA
Molecule: messenger RNA, 3840 nt
Organism: Manduca sexta (tobacco hornworm)
Lineage: Eukaryota; Metazoa; Arthropoda; Insecta; Lepidoptera; Sphingidae
Gene: Pif1
Product: ATP-dependent DNA helicase PIF1
Exons: 3
Coding region: 137-2053 (638 amino acids)
Biological process (GO): telomere maintenance; DNA repair
Molecular function (GO): DNA helicase activity; ATP hydrolysis activity
Source: RefSeq, a predicted model, not a curated record